Molecule: messenger RNA, 324 nt
Organism: Peronospora belbahrii
Lineage: Eukaryota; Oomycota; Peronosporomycetes; Peronosporales; Peronosporaceae
Source: the annotation of a GenBank genome assembly
AUGGAAGGCAAGUUUUACCGGAGUAAGACACUGAACCAUCCGCACACGAACAUGGCGAAGGCAGCAGCAAACAUGAUGACGAGGACGUGUGCCGAAGACCUGAUGCGCAAGGGCAUCUACAUGAACAGUGUCGACACGGCUGGAUCAACGACGAGAACCCGCGUGAUAAAGCUGCUUGCAUCGCAGAUACCCAUAACUUCCAGACGCCUCUUGAUGGAGACUGAUGUUGUGCUAGACCCGAUUUUUGCUCUGUAUCAAGAUGGAAGCACGGACAAACCGCUAUUUGGCGAAUAUUUGAAGGACUACACCGUUUCUGAGUGGUAA